Messenger RNA from Chenopodium quinoa (quinoa), 2105 nucleotides. RefSeq names its product U1 small nuclear ribonucleoprotein C-like. The coding region runs from base 1033 to 1710 and encodes 225 amino acids. Gene Ontology annotation, molecular function: pre-mRNA 5'-splice site binding; zinc ion binding. The record is from RefSeq and is a predicted model, not a curated record. Gene Ontology annotation, biological process: mRNA 5'-splice site recognition; spliceosomal snRNP assembly; mRNA splicing, via spliceosome. The transcript has 7 exons. NCBI's taxonomy places the organism in Eukaryota, Viridiplantae, Streptophyta, Magnoliopsida, Caryophyllales, Amaranthaceae. Gene Ontology annotation, cellular component: U1 snRNP; nucleus.
CAGACUUGGGAAAUACAAGGUGAAUGAAGGGAAAGAAAAUCCCAGUAAAGCAUUGGCUAAGGUCAAACAAGAAGAACAGGUGAGAAUGAAAAGGACAGAAGGAGUGCUGAAAGAAAGGGUGACUACGAGUGAUAAUGUGAAGCUUAAGGAGAAAAGGAAAUCCAUGAAAAAGGCGAAAUCAGUCAGAUGAAGUUUGAGCAGCCAAAUUCAAGCGAUGGCGGUUCAGUUAGAUGAUGAUGCCUUUGCAAAGGGAAUCUUAAAAACCAUUCAUUCACAAGUUGUUCAAAUAGGAGUUGGCACUGUAACUGAACAAUUGGUGGGUGGUGAAAAGUUUACUGAAAUGCCUAGCGAUGAUAUCCAGAAUUGAUGGAAGGCAUUCCAGAAAAGGACCAGGGACCAGAAUUUCAUAAGGAAAGAAGCUUGGGCGAUGAUCUGAUGGCCACGGAUCAACAUGUACUUGAGUUAGUAGACUUUGAUAUUGAGGGUUUUGAUUUGGAAGUCUCAAAGUCAGAUUUGGAGUUUCUGGCAAAGUAUUCAGAGGAGGAUUGCAAGGCAGAUUGCAAUACCGUGAAUUUACCAUAGGUUUAGAGCUCAAGUGGUGAAGUCUGACAUCAGUUUAUGGGCAAAUGGAGUGGAUCAGGCACAAGCAAGAUGUAAUUAACCAUAGGUUUAAAGCUCAAGUGGUGAAGUCUGGCACCAGUUUACGGGCAAAUGGAGUGGAUCAGGCACAAGCAAGAUGUAAAUAUAAAUUCUCUAGUCUUUACUAUGUGACUCCGUGUAAAUUCAAUAAACCCCUCUUACGUCUAAUUUUCCCCCCUUCGAAACUUUUUCACCAGUAAGUUGCGUCGCUGCACGCCUGCACCCCUCUCCCUCUCUCUCACCUCCAUUGAAACGUACUCUGAAUCCUCCGUUGAAGCGGCUUGAGAGCUCUCUUCUCCAUUGAGGCAGCUUCUGAGGGUUUUUGCCAACAAUUGGACUCCCUUGAGCAGAAGCUGGUGGUAUAAAUUCAAUAAAACAACAUAACUCAACCCAAUGCCUAGGUAUUAUUGUGAUUACUGCGACACUUACUUGACACAUGAUUCUCCAUCUGUCAGGAAGCAACAUAAUGCAGGUUAUAAGCAUAAGGCAAAUGUACGGAUAUACUGUCAACAAUUUGAGGAGCAACAAACGCAAAGUUUGAUCGAUCAGAGAAUCAAGGAGCAUCUUAGUGGCCAAGGUGCUUUUCAAAUUGGUGCUGCCUAUGCAGCAUGGAGACCUGGUGUUAGACCACCUAUUCUUCCUGCACCAUUGCCGAUUCCAGGUUCCCUUCCCCCUAAUGCUCAAAUGGCUCCAGGGAUCAGGCUACCUGUUUUUCCUAGACCUCCUGGUUUUCCGGUUUAUGGGGCACCUCCAGGACAAGUUGCGGGACAACCAGGUGCUCCUGGUGCACCAGUGCAAGCAAAUGGUCCACCUGGGCCACCUCCUUUGAAUACCUCAACAUCAGUACCAGGAGCAACGCCUCCUGUUACUAAUGGUGGUGCUCCAACUGCAUCACAGGCUUCACAGCCUGGGUUCCAGGGUGCUCCUGCUGGCGGGAGCUUUGGAGGGACAAAUAUGCCUGCUGUCUCUAGCUUUCCUUCUGCUGGUGGAAAUGUUUCUUAUCCGGCAACUUCAGGUGCUGACGGAUUUACUUAUGGUCAAGCCCCGAACAACAGUCUUCAAUCUAACUGAAAUGGACAUUGGAUUCAGCAUGAGAUGCAUUUAUACCUCAAGGUUGUAGAUGCCGGGCUCCUGUGUGUUUUUUGUUUUGAACUCUUUUAACAAUAUGGAGAUUAGGGAGCAUCGAUAUAUUACUCGUACUUGUUAACAUGAGGAGGUGUGGAGGAAUUGGCUGGAUAUUGUAGUAUAGCUUUGCGCCCUUGUCUUCUAAUCAAUUUGCUGUGACAUUAAAACAUAUGGAGUAGCUAGAGCAAUUAAUAUGUUUUGGUCCUUUCUACCAUAUUGAUGUGCUAGUGUGCUUUGAAAUAUGCGAAUUGUCUAGGCGUGAUCAGCUGAAUUUUACCAGUUUCACCUUUGUAGCUUGUGGCAUCACAAUUAAUGAAAGUAUUAGAUGAUUAUAUUUUACA